Molecule: messenger RNA, 5326 nt
Organism: Spirodela intermedia
Lineage: Eukaryota; Viridiplantae; Streptophyta; Magnoliopsida; Alismatales; Araceae
Source: the annotation of a GenBank genome assembly
AUGGCGGGGAGGAGGGAGGCUGCAGCGAGCGUUGUGGAGUGUGGAGGAGAUGGGGAGUGGGAUGGGGAGCCACGGCGGUGCGGGAAGGGCCACCGGGCGGCGGUUGUGAUGGAGACGGCGGAGGGCGGGAGCAUCUGCCUCGUCUGUUUCUCCAACCUCGUCGCCGAUCCUGGUGCCCCGUCCCACCACGUGUCCUACGCGCUCUCGCAGCUCUCCCGCGCCAUCUGUGGCGGAGGAGGCUCGUUUCUCCGGGAGCUUCGCGCCUUCCACGGCCACCUCCUCGUGCUGCCGCUCGUGCAGGUGCUCUCCUCCUUCGACGACGAACCUCUUGCCUGCCAGGCCAUCGAUCUCGUGUCCGACCUGUGCUCGGGGGGAUCUGAAUGCGCUGACUCCUCCGUCAACCCCUGCGAAUCCCUGGCUCGGGACUUCAUUGCUCGGAUCGCGGAUCGGCUCUCGUCCGGGACCCUGGCAUGGAGCCGUCGUCAGGUCUACACGGUACGACACUCCUUUCUAAUCUUGGAUCUCUCUCUCUCUCUCUCUCUCUCUCUCUCUCUCUCUCUCUCUCCCCUUCCAGCGCUGGCAUCUGCUCUCCAUUCUAACCACUUCUCUCAGAGGAUAACUUCUGCUGUUUGGUUGGAUCACCCUGCUCGCGCCUAAAAGUUCGAAAACUACAACAAUCAUCUAAACUCGAGAAUGCAGAAUGAAUCACCUCCCGAGUUUCACUGGUACAAGUAAAUAAGCGAAACUCUCUGCUGGUGCUCAUUCAUGGCCUGUAUUCAGCUGUCUUCGUAAAUCAACGACAGGGUUCGACCUUCUACCUUGAGAAUAAUUUGACUCUUUAUCCGUAGAAAACGAGGCGCACAGCACCACCAUACUAGAGACUCCCAGCCGGUCCAGCAUUGUUGCAAAUAGACUAGGUUUUUGCACUGGUCUCAUAGAUCGUGAUAUGUGUGCUCUGUCGACUCGAAAUUGAUGAUGUUUGCCAUCAAAACUCUUUUGUUUCAGUUACAUUGCUUAGGUGUUCUACUCGACUCCGAACAAGCUUGGAAUCCCUCCGCUUAUAUCAGAAAUAAAGCUGAUCUUGUGUUGAACCUUGCUAAUGGUCUUCAGCUGCCGAGGUGACUGUAGACUUCGUGUGGAGUAUGCUCUUUCCCAUUGUGACGUUACAGAGCAGUCUACUUAUCUACAAGAGCAAAAGCUACUGGCGAUCUCAUAAUACUUUUAGGUUCUUCCUGCUUUUGUAUCUUUUUGUUGCAGUGAAGAGAUUCGUGGGGAGAUCCUAUUUGUCCUUUAUAAACUGUUUGCACUGCGUGAUCCUCAGUGUGAUAAUAUUGAUGACGAAGACGAAGACUCCCUUAUGGGGUUCAGAUUGCUAAGGUUAUCAUUAGAAGUCCUGCUGAAGACCCAGAGUGAUGAUGUUCGCACAAAUUGCAUAGGUCUGUUCGGUGUAAUCGUCUUCCUAUUCUCUUAUUGACGAUAACAGUGCAGCUCUAAUACAAGAAAUGAAUUGUUUAGCUCUAGGUACAAUCCUUCUUCUCUAUCUUUGACCUCCAACGAAUGAAUUGGAUGUCGAGCUAUUAAGAAAAUUCUUUUUCUGUGUCAUGUGCAGAACCAUGACCACCUCCCUUAAAUUGAGAUCCCAAAAGUGAUUAUUACUGGACCCGUAGAAUUGGCUCUCUUGGUUCUAAAUUUGAGAUACCUGUUACAUAGUUGGUAGACAUAAGAUAUAUUCCUAACACUUUUUAUCAAUGUUUGCUUCAGCAUUGCUAACAGUAUUGAUUCGAAGGGGUUACUUCAAAGACGGUUCAGGAGGAAUUACUUUUGGAAGAAGAGAUAAACUUGAGCAGUCCGAACUGGUUUCAGAUACAGCUCUGGUAAAUUUGUUUGCGGAUGCCAUCAAAGCUCCGCUGCUUUCCUCUGAUACCAGAGUCCAGAUUGGGACCCUGGACUUGGUCUUUCAUUCCGUAUCAAUGGAAUUGUAUGGGCCUGCAGAGAUUGGAAUCCUCAUUGAGGAAAAUAUUGCAGACUAUGUUUUUGAAAUACUCAGACUGUCAGGUAAAAGGGGGCUAUUUCUUAGUGACCUGAAAAUCCAUUUAGUCAUUUCACUAGAAAAAUAGUGGGAUCUCAUCGAGUUCUAAUUAUAAAAAAAUGCAGGAAAUAAGGAUCCGUUGAUCAUACCUUGCCUUCGGGUGUUGGAUCUGCUAACAGCAGCUGAGGAUAUCCUCAGGCAAAGGCUGGCAGUAGGUUUUCCUACCCUACUUUCUGUGUUGCAUUAUGUGGCUGACAUACCUCUUCAUCCAGUCCAAUGUCAAGCAAUGAAACUAGUCUGGAACUGUAUGUCAAACUGUCCUGGAGUCAUUUCAACAUCCCAGGUUGAAGAGCUAGCUAUUAUACUAACAGGAAUGUUUGGUCGAUACAAAAGUGGGGAACUCGGUAUGCUCUCUGAGACUUUUGUUUUAGGCUGUCUAACAUUUGCGGAAAUAUUGAAGUCGCCUUCUUCGCAUCAGAUCAGGGGACUAGAGACAUUAGUGAAAGAAUCGUUGAAUAAUGCAUUAUUAUCAUCUCUGUCGGCUCACAAAACAACCAAUCAACUUCUUUUAUAUUCUCUAUACCUUAUGAAAGAAGCAAUCCUGUAUUCUCAAGAGGAAAGGUUCCUUACAUGCUCUGGCACCAAAGAAAUUAUGAACUGCAUAGUAGAAAUAUGUGAAGUGCGUCUUCUGCCUUGGCUAGGAACGAUCCUUGACGAAGGGGAAGAUGAGGAUACGGUGAUGGAAAUUCUGGAAAUCUUCCACCUGAUCCUGCUUCAGGAAUCUGAUGUUAAAAAAACGAACUUUGCCGAGUCUCUGGCCUCUUCAAGUUGGAUAAGUUGGUCUUUCGGGUACUUGGGCUUGCUUCCAUCAAAUAAAAUGAAAUGUAGGUUAUAUUUGCUGCUCAGUUCAGUCGUGGACUGCAUUUUCGGCCAGGAGUUUGGAGAUCCAAUCAGAAACGCCUACAUGUGUCUCCCAUCCGAUCCUAUGGAGUUGAUGUUUCUUCUCGGGCAAAGGAGCAACUGCGACUAUAACUUGCUAUCUUGUCAAUCUGCAGUCAUUUCACUACUAUAUAUCAGCACUCUUUUCGAAGAAAGGUAUGAAUAAAUACAGAAACAGUUGUACUUAACCAUUUAUCCAUCAAUAAUAAGCAGGAUACGGAUUCGAAUAAUGUUCUGACUACUCAUUUUUUUUCCAGAAUUGCUGAUGAGGACCAGGUUUUGGCCUCUCUCGAACAGUACAUUCUGGUGAAUGGUAGUAACUUCUCGGUGGGUAUCGCUGGGUCUACAAUGCUGGCUCAGUUGAUCCAUCUCUACAGCUUCACUCGAGGAGUUCUAUCAGCCAACGGAGCCCCCUACAGUCGUGAAGCGGAGAAAACUCUUUUCUGUAUGAUUUCUGAGCAUGACUGGGAUUUGCUCUCCAUGGGCAUCCAUCCAACGGCCUUGAAGUGGCUUUUUCAGCAGGAUAGCAUCGGAGUACCGCUGUCUGGCCAGAUCCUCAACUUCUGCAGAUCAUACAACACGAACGAGAGCCAACUAAAUAAGCAUGGGAAAAUCAUCUGGGUGGUGGACAUCCAGAUGCUCUCAGAUUUGAGCAUCUCAGAAGACAGCUAUCUAGCAUCGAUCCUGGUGCUUUUACUUCAACAACUGGAAGGAGAAUGCCAAGAAGAUGAUCUCAACCUCGUGAUGAACUCCAUGCUAUCGAUCUUGAACAUUUUUCCCGAGGCGUCCAAUCAAUUCUGCUUGAACAACAUCAGCAAUGCGUUUCGUACUCUGUAUUAUUCUCACUCUCCCUUUUCUGAAGUAUUUACCACCACCUCGCUCUUGGUCUUCAACGUUCUGAGUUCAGCUCACCCAGAAGUGCUCUCCGAGGACGGAGCCUGGCUUCCAAUCACCGUGAAGGUAAGGUAACCCCCCCUCCUUGAAUCCAUUUGACUUUCAGAGGUUUCCACCAACCAAGUUAAUUUCGCCGUCAUCAUCUCGUUGAUUUCUAGCUUCUCGAAACUGUGGUCAACCCUCUGCUAGAUGACGACGCAUGCAGCCCAGAGGCCCACUUGAUAAUCGGCAUCCUGUGCCUGGUGCUGCGUCACUCCACCAACCAAGCCCAAGCCCUCGGAGAAGCCUCCAAGGCGAUACUGCUCAACACCGCACUCAUCUCGGCCGUUGACCAGAAGAUCCAAGCCGCCUGCGCCAAGGGCCCAGCUUUAGUCAACCACGACGAGCAAACAAGCUUCGGAGAAUCCCUGCUGCUCGUUCUCCUAUUAUAUUUCUUCUCUUUGAAGAGGUGAAGCAUCUAUCUAUCCUACUCCGUCCUUACGUCAUCGGCUACCAGCAAAAACCUGGUUAACACUCCAUCCUCAGCCUUCAAGUUCAGCUGGGGGAGGCGGUCAACUGGCAAGACUUCAUCCAGGGCCCCCCCGGGGAGUCAACCCAGAGUCCUCCACAUGUGAUCAACAUUUCCUGCGGCGAUCUCUGCAGAUUACUGCACUACGGUUCCUACCUGAUCAAGCUGGUCGCCUCCCAGUGCCUCUUGGAGCUUCUCACCAGGAUCACUCCCCAAAGCCUCUUCUCCAGCGAGCACCUCAGAUCCAUGGCGGCCGUCACCGAGGGCCUGGUCUUCUACGCGGACCCCACGGUGGCCAUGAACUGCGGGCUCUGCUCCUCCAUCAUCUUGCAAUGGGAGAAGAAAAAGAACCCGGCGCAAGACUUUAAGUGGUGCAGGCUGAUCAUGGACGAGUUGGCCUUGCUCUUGGUCGCCCCCGGCCUAGCAUCCCGAUCCUUCAAAGCUCAGCACAAGUCAGCGGCUCAUAUUGCCAAUGCCCUCCUUGGAUUAUCAGAUCGAGCCCCCGAGUGGAUGGCGUCCCUGUUCAACCCUCCCUGCGUCUCCGGCAUAAUCAGAAGCCUCUCACCCAGCAACGUGACGGCGGAGAUGGUGGAGCUCUUCCGCGAGCUCGCCGCCGGAGGAUUUCUCGACGAGGAACAGGCCGCCGGUCUGCGGCAGGUCUUUCAGGUUUCUUCUUUUUUUUUUUACAGCUUUAGCACUCCCCAUUUCUCUCUCUCUCUCUUGAAAUAUUUCUACAGGCGUGCAGGAAUCAGAUGUACGGAGGCUCCGGCAUGGAGCGGCGACCGGAGGAGCCCGUGCUCGUCGCCGGGGCCGGCGAAGCAGGUAAGCCCUGCUGCACCCUUCUUAUCCGGCUGAUGCUGUCUUCCAGUGGACAACUCGCCACCGGCCACGCGGCGUCUGAAAGGCUGCUGAAGGCAAUCGACGGCUUCUUCCAAGCCUCCGCCGGGAUCCCCUAA